UGGCUUCUCAAUUCCCAAGGACUUAUUUUCCUGAAAGGGAAUUAGCAAGCGACUCUGCUGUUGCUUUGGCAACAAACUUUCAACGUCUACCUAACUCUCCAGAAUGAGAACAUUCUCUAUUAAUACAUUCGAUAGACUGGGGAGUUGAGUUGCUCAAUGCGAAUUUUCUUCCAAGCGCAAAACAGCUUACCAGGCUGGUAGAGCCGUGGGUGGCGCUGCGGCCAGAGGCGAGUGAAACUGAGCGCAGCUGUUGCAGUAACUAAUCUAUUGCGGAAAAGUGAAAGUAUAUCCGCAACAGUUGGCUUCUGCUGCAGAGUGCGCUUGUGAGAACUGAUGGCGGUUGCGCGCAGAAAACCUUUGCAAAGCAGGCAAGUGGAAUCUCUUCUCAUUUUUCUGUGCGUAUCCGUAGGGGGUGCGACAACCAUCCGCUAUUCGGUGGCGGAGGAAAUGGAGAGUGGCUCGUUUGUGGCCAAUGUGGCUAAGGACCUAGGCUUGGAGGUUGGGAAGCUGGCUGCGCGCGGGGCGCGGCUUGUUUCCGAGGGCAACAAACUCCAUUUCCGGCUCCACCGCAAGACGGGAGAUUUGUUCGUGAAGGAGAAACUGGAUCGGGAGUCCCUCUGUGGCAAAGCCGACCCGUGCGUGCUGCACUUUGAAAUAGUCCUGGUGGAACCGCUGCAGUCCUUCCGAGUCGAAGUCAGGGUAUUUGAUAUCAAUGACAAUGCCCCAGUUUUUCUAAACAAGGAGCCUCUUUUAAAGAUUCCGGAGAGCACUCCCUUGGGUUCACGUUUUCCUCUGCAGAGCGCCCAGGAUCUGGACGUGGGCCUCAACGGACUCCAAAACUACACCUUGAGCGCCAAUGGGUAUUUCCACUUGCACACUCGCUUUCGCAGCAACGGGCCGAAAUAUGCCGAGCUCGUGCUGGAUAAACCCCUAGACAGAGAGAAGCAGCCUGCAGUCAACUUGACAAUUACGGCGGUAGACGGCGGAUCCCCGCCCAAGUCUGCUAGUGCCCACAUCCGUGUGGUGGUUUUGGAUGUCAACGACCACGUGCCCCAGUUCUCCAGACUGAUGUACCGUGCUCAGGUCCCGGAAAAUAGCGCCAAUGGCUCUUUGGUGGUCAUGGUGACUGCCAUGGACCUAGAUGAGGGCACCAACAAGGAGAUCACUUACUCCUUAGCUCAAAACCCAGAAACAAUUCUACAGACGUUUCAGAUUGGCUCUCAAACUGGAGAGGUUCGGCUAAGAGGGCCCCUAGAUUUUGAAGCUAUUGAAACAUACGACAUUGACAUUCAAGCUACCGAUGGAGGAGGCCUCUCUGCCCACAGCAAAGUCCUGGUGGAAGUGGUGGAUGUUAAUGACAAUCCUCCUGAAGUGAUGGUCUCCUCUGUGUCCAGCCCUCUCCCUGAGGACUCACCACUACAGACUGUGGUGGCUCUUUUCACUAUCCGGGACCGGGACAUUCGAGUGGGAGGAAAAAUCACCUGCUUCCUCAAAGAAGACUUUCCCUUUGUAGUCAGACCUACAUUCCGGAAUUCUUACUCAUUGGUCACUAACAGAGGCUUGGAUCGGGAGGAGGUCUCAGGCUAUAAUAUCACCCUCGUUGCCAUGGAUACUGGACCACCCAGCUUGUCCACAGAGACUGUGAUUGAGGUGCUAAUAUCUGACAUUAAUGACAAUCCCCCAGUAUUUCAGAAAGAUUCCUACAUCUUGACUGUUCGAGAAAACAAUAGUCCUGCAGUUUUUAUUGGCAAAGUCCAUGCUGAGGAUUUAGAUUUGGGUGAGAAUGCCCAAAUAACAUAUUCUCUGCUGCCUCCAAAGAGUGGAGAUCUAUCAGUCUUUGCUUAUAUUUCCAUAAAUUCAGACAAUGGGAAACUGUAUGCACUGAGAACCAUGGAUUAUGAAGCCAUUCAAGAUUUUCAAUUUGUGGUUAAGGCAACAGAUGGGGGCUUCUUGUCACUGAGUAGCCAAGUCAGUGUCAGAGUGGUUGUCCUGGAUGACAAUGACAAUCGUCCAAUGAUCUUGUACCCCCUGCAGAAUGGCACCUUAUCCUGCAAUGACCUGGUGCCCAGGUCUGCAGAGGCAGGCUAUCUGGUGACCAAAGUGGUAGCUGUGGAUGGUGACUCAGGUCAGAAUUCUUGGCUUUCAUAUCAUCUACUUAAGGCCACUGACCUUGGGUUAUUUUCUGUUCAAAGACAAAAUGGGGAAAUCCAUACAUUACGGCAGAUAUCUGAGAGAGACCAUAUGAUGCAGAAAUUGAUCAUUCUUGUUCAGGAUCAUGGCCAACCAGCACUCUCCACUACUGCCUCACUCAGUAUCUUGCUGGUAGAUGGCUUUUCAGAGCCCUACUUGCAAUUCCGGGAUCCAUCCAAACAUUUUAGAAAGGUAAAUCCAUCCACUAAAUAUUUGGUCAUUUCUCUGACGGUGCUUUCCUUUCUCUUUCUCCUUUCUGUUACAGUGAUCUUCGUUAUCCACAUCUACCAAAAGAUUAAAUAUAGAGAGAAGUUCACAAUUCAAGAGCAUUUCUAUGAUGACUGUAAUUUCCCUAGCAACUUAGUACAAGGAGGAGGCAAUGAAUCCUUAUCCCAGCCUUAUCCGUAUGAAAUGUGUUCAACCACUGGCACUGGUAAUAGUGAGUUCCGGUUUCUUAAACGCUUUAUGCCCAACUUUCCUUUUCCCCAUGCCACUGGAGAGGUAAAAACAGAGGCUGGCUCGAGUUUGCCUUCAGAUUCUGAUAAGAAUAAGUCUCGGAGGUCAGAGGGCCGUGCUCAGGUAUCUGAUGACUAUAUGUAGCUUAUAUUUACAGCCCUCAGCAAGAGA
This is a messenger RNA of Carlito syrichta (Philippine tarsier), 2817 nucleotides long. It is a transcript of the gene PCDHB1, whose product is annotated as protocadherin beta 1. NCBI's taxonomy places the organism in Eukaryota, Metazoa, Chordata, Mammalia, Primates, Tarsiidae. Bases 334 to 2790 code for a protein of 818 amino acids. The record is from RefSeq and is a predicted model, not a curated record. Gene Ontology annotation, cellular component: plasma membrane. Gene Ontology annotation, molecular function: calcium ion binding. Gene Ontology annotation, biological process: homophilic cell-cell adhesion. The transcript has a single exon.